AUGUCAGAACCGAUAUUCGUUUUUGUAAAUCUUGAUUAUUCGACAAUAAUAACAGUAAAUGCAACAUUAUCUCAAAUCGACCAUGAUAAAUUCACUCAAUUAACUUUACUUAAAAUAUGUUUAUUUGGAAUAUUUUUUCUCUGUGGUCUUAUUGGAAAUUCACUAGUAUUAAUUGGCAUUGGUCUGAAUAAGGGCAUGCAAACACCAACAAAUUUAUUAAUAUUUAAUUUAGCUGUAGCCGACAUUUUAUUUAUCAUAUUUUGUAUACCUACAACUCUAUAUACACUGGCAAAUAUAGGUCGAUGGCCAUUUGGAGCAUUGGGAUGUAAACUAGCUCAGUUUAUCAAUCAUUUAUCAGCAUUCAUGAGCAUCUAUUUAUUAGUGGCCAUGUCAUUUGACCGAGCAUUAUGGUUUAUUGGUAUAGCUAUUUCGAUACCAAUCGGCUGUUUGUUCACUGUACUCAGUUUCAAUGAUGAUCAAGGAAAAAAACCAGCAUCGUAUUGUUUACUAAAAUAUUUACAAACUAAUUAUUCUAUGCCAUUGGUACCAUUACAUUCAAUAAAUAGGACAUCACACUAUUCUCCAGCAGUGAAUGAAUAUAAUUCGAUAGUAAUGACAAACACGACAAAUGAUGCCCUACCGUAUCAAGCAUCUGUCUAUUGGAUUGGUUUUGUAGUGUUUCUAUAUGCAUUACCGUUAAUAUGUAUUGUAAUUUUGUAUGGCUUAAUGUUAGAAUUCUUGCGCGGUGCUCACGGCAGUCAAGUCAAUCGAUCAAAGAGACGUGCAACACGAAUGAUUUUAGCUGUCGUUUUAACAUACGCAUCGUGUUGGUUUUCAAUGCAAUUAUUAUUUAUAUCGAACGUUGUUUUAUCGAAAAAUAUAGCACACAAACACGAAAUGUACAUGGAUAUUCUUUCAACGUGUGCAAAUGUUUUUGCCUAUUUAAACUCUUGUACAAAUCCGAUCUUAUACGGUUUUAUGUCAAAAAAUUUUCGUUUAUCAUUUAUUGAUUUACUUUGUUGUCGUUAUACAAAACGUCAUUUAUAUCUGAAUAAUGAAAGUAUUCGUCAACGUGCAAAACAUAGUCGUCAAAAUAAUAGUAAUCGUCUAUUAGUUGCUUCACACUGUUCAAAUGCUGCAUUAUCCACUUUUACAAAUGAUCAGAAUAAUACAAGUCAGCUAUAUAUUCAUCCAGGUAUAACAACAACAGAAUUAAUACCCAUAAUUGAUCAAAAAUAUUCACGAAUAACUGUAGGUACACAAACAAUAAAAAAUAGACGACAACGAAAACGAAAUAAUAUUAAUUCACCCAGUUUAGAUUUUUCUACAACGUGUAAAACACGUAGUCAAUUGGAUGUUGGAAUUGAGACAAAUUAUCUUUUUAUGGUAAAAAAUAGUGAUAGCCUCGUGAUAUCGAAUGAAAGAGGUGUAGUAAAAUAA
Didymodactylos carnosus is the source of this 1440-nucleotide messenger RNA. Lineage: Eukaryota; Metazoa; Rotifera; Eurotatoria; Philodinida; Philodinidae. The record is from the annotation of a GenBank genome assembly.